CCUUCAGUCGCAAGGCUCCCUUGACCGCGAACUCGGAUGGACAAGGUUCUCGAAAAUCUGUCUCUAUCUCACAACAUUCCGGUCGAUCAUCAACGAUGGAUCCGAUUUCGCUUAGCCUUGGGAUAGCUCCGCUGGCCAUUGCGGCCUUGAAAGGCGCAAAACACACCAAAUCCAAGGUCAAGCAAAUAAAACACCACAAGGGAGAGAUCUCUCGAUUUAGAAAGAGAUUCAAGACACAGGUGUCCAUAUUUCGGGAUGAGUCCCAGUUGCUCCUCCAAGACGCCGGAGUUGACCGCGAUAUGGCUGCCGACAUGGUCCAGGACUACAGCCAUUCUCAGUGGACAAGACCAGCCCUAGAGUGUCAGAUACGAGCCUUUCUUGACAAGAAAUACCCCGAAGUCAAGCAGGUGACAGAAGAAAUUCGUGACCAAAUCGCGAACUUCGAUAAAGAACUCAGCAAUCUUGAGGACUCGACCGACGAGUCUUCCGACCGUGGCAAGGCCGCUGUCACUGUUCGACGAGCCCGCAAAGCCGUUGGAAUAGCAGUGAAACAUUCAGCCCUCGAGAACGGGAUCGAGUCACUUACAGACUCGGUCAAUGAGUUCAGAAGACUCAGAAAGACAGCAAAGGAGCUCCAGGCACCUCGAGUACCCUGUUCAAAACAGCGAAAGGCCAUGCCCCGGACGUACAGUCUAGUAGCCCGACACUCGGCAUCGUUUCUGGAAUCUCUCACGAGAAGCUGGUCUUGUCUCAAUUCUAAUGGCCUUCAUUCCACUCACACAGCCAAGCUGUUCUUGGAGAGUGAUGCCUCCAACAGCUGUGUCAACUUCAGAACGAUCCUGGAGUACGAAGCGAUAUCUGGAGACCUAAGACAGCACAGCUUGCUCUUUCUCCGCAUACGUUCUGAGGAACUGUCCUGGGUUGACUUGGGUCUCCCACCGCCGGUAGCGUCCUCAAGUCGCUCUUCAUUUGACGCCGGAGAACCACCAGCCAAGACUCGCCGGGUCAGGUUUGCUGAUUCCCCAAGCGAGUCUUCGGCCAGGCUCUGCCAAAGCUCCGAGACAGACUGCCAAAGACGAGACCAGGCUCUACCCUUAGCCCGCAACCUCUGCCAGGCCAAGGACGUUUGCCAGCACGUAUUCGAGUGCGCAAAAACACUCUACCAAUCUCGACAGGAGGGCUGUGUUGGAUACCUGGUUUCAACCGACAACCUCACACACCGACUCAUGGCAGCCCAAGACAAGGAGAGCACCGCCAUUCAAACCCGUCCCUGCCCCCCGGCAAGUCUUGCUUCCAUCAUACAACCAGCAAGAGAAACCAGCAUUUCAAUCCAUGAACAACUGAGACUGGCUCUCCGCCUCGCACGAUCAGUCCUCCAGUACCAUUCCACCCCCUGGUGGCGCCGGAACUGGUGCCUUUCCGAUCUAUCGUACUUCGAAAUCGACGAAGAACUUUCCACCUCCCUCGCAACGCUCCAUAUCGACGCCAAACUGGUUUCCAGGACUGACCAUCUGGCGAUGCAAGGGGUCCUGACACAAGUUCCCACAGCACCCCUGGACGACCAAGCAGAAAUGCUCUGCGGUAUCCGGAAUGUUACCUUGCACAGUCUCGGCGUGGCUCUGCUGCAGAUCGGGCGGUGGGAGUGUCUGGACACGGAAGACAUAAUCGCCGUGCGCAAGGCAGCGUCAAAACCGUCACGGUUGGGGCCUCGAUAUGACGAGUUGACCACCAGGUGUCUGUAUUGUGACUUUGGAUUUGGAGCAGACCUCAACAAGCCGCAGCUGCAAGGGGCUAUCUACGAGAAUGUUGUCUAUGAACUGGAGCAAAUGGUGGGGCUGCUCGAGGGCUCAGGGGCUUCAGGGGUAUGUUCAUAACAGGAUAGCAAGCAACUUUCUCAUCUCUGAUGCUAGAUUCUCAAUGCAAAAGAAAGCAAAUCAAGACACGAAAUAAAUCAACGCCGAAAACAAGCACUGCAGGUUAAACCACUCCCCUCAAACCCUCAACAACGC
This is a messenger RNA of Parathielavia appendiculata, 2009 nucleotides long. RefSeq lists its product as uncharacterized. The record is from RefSeq and is a predicted model, not a curated record. Bases 96 to 1874 code for a protein of 592 amino acids. The transcript has 3 exons. NCBI's taxonomy places the organism in Eukaryota, Fungi, Ascomycota, Sordariomycetes, Sordariales, Chaetomiaceae.